Messenger RNA from Dichotomopilus funicola, 2049 nucleotides. Its product is annotated as transcription factor prr1. Gene Ontology annotation, molecular function: sequence-specific DNA binding; phosphorelay response regulator activity; DNA-binding transcription factor activity. Gene Ontology annotation, biological process: regulation of DNA-templated transcription; phosphorelay signal transduction system. The transcript is spliced from 7 exons. The record is from RefSeq and is a predicted model, not a curated record. Lineage: Eukaryota; Fungi; Ascomycota; Sordariomycetes; Sordariales; Chaetomiaceae. Bases 1 to 2049 code for a protein of 682 amino acids.
AUGCCGCCCGCCGAUGGCGAUGCGGCCUCUGCGCCGGCUGGGAACAACUCCAGCGACUUCGUGCGCAAGCUCUACAAGAUGCUCGAGGACCCAUCGUACAACUCAGUCGUACGGUGGAACUCCGACGGUGACAGUUUUGUGGUAUUAGAGAACGAAAAAUUUACCAAGACGAUUUUGCCGAAACACUUCAAGCACAGUAACUUCGCCAGUUUCGUUCGCCAGUUAAACAAAUACGAUUUUCACAAAGUCAGACACAACGAGGAGAGCGGCGAGUCUCCGUACGGGCGAGAUGCAUGGGAAUUUCGACAUCCCGAAUUUCGGGCAGACAGGAAGGAUAACCUAGACAACAUCCGAAGGAAAGCCCCGGCCCCUAGGAAGCCCGUGCCUGCUGAAGAGUCGGCGUUCCCAGCAACACAACAACUUGUUGUGCUGAGCGAAUCGCUCACGGCGACACAGCAUCAGAUCCUGGCGUUACAAGAGCAAUACUAUGAACUCGACAAGACAAACAGGUUGCUUGUUAGUGAGGUCUUGAGUUUGCAAAAAAUGGUUCGCGCGCAGAGCCAAGCUUCCAACGAGCUAAUCACCCACCUCAACAACAUGGAGGACCGCCGCCGCAACAGCCGCCAUUCUGCCCAUUCGAACCACUCGGCGCAGGCGAGCCAGAACUUCCAUGCCGGUACCAUGGGCUUUUUACCCGACGGGACGGACGAGCCAGCACCCGAGUUGCGCCGGGCGAGGGAGAUCCUCAACGGCGUGUCUCCAGACGUCCAGGCCGACAGGGAGCUUGAAAAGCUGUCCAUGGCCCAAACGCAAAACCAAAACGGCUCGCCGGCCGACUCGGCAGGAUCUUCCGUGAUGUUUGCCCACCCGGCGAGCAUGGGCAUUCCCCUCGUCCAUGACCCCCUUAACGAUUCUAGGCAUAUGGUUUACCCGGUGGGUCAGACAACGGGCAUCGAUCCUUUCCAUGCCGAUCACAUCAACAACAUCCCCUACCAGCGGCCCCAAGGCCACCCCAACAAUCCGCAGGCCGACGCUACGGCCCAGGUGGCCGCACCGACUAAGGAACAGGCUGGUUCCAUGUGGCGUGCCAAGAAGCCGCAUGUUCUUCUGGUUGAGGACGACAGGACGUGCAUGAAGAUUGGACAGAAAUUUUUGAACAACCUAGACUGCAAUGUCGAUACUGCCAGUGAUGGUUUGGAAGCUGUCGAAAAAGUCAACCGUGAAGCUGAUCGUUACGACCUUAUCGUUAUGGAUAUCAUCAUGCCGAACCUAGACGGUGUCUCCGCGACUGCCAUGAUCCGAGUGGUGAGCCCGCACGUGCCCAUCGUGGCCAUGACCUCCAACAUUCGACAAGAAGAUAUACAGACCUACUUUGGGUUCGGAAUGAACGAUGUACUUGCCAAGCCCUUCACGCGUGACGGGAUGGUUCGUAUCCUCCGCAAACACCUUACCCGCAUGCUGAAGGAUCCGCAAGGAUCCGGCCCCAUAGGCGGCAACGAUGAACUGGGCCAAACAAUCGCCGGCGGCCAACCACCCAACCAGGUUGGGUACGGCCCCGCGACCAUAGCCAACGUCCCGCAGGUCAAAUUCGAGCACACGCCCAUUCAAUCCCCUUCGACUGCUUCGUCAUGGCACUCGCCUAGCCAAAUGCACCAAACCUCCCCCAAUCUCGACGGUAGCGGUGGGGGCUACAUGAAUGCGGUUGGAGGUGGUGCUGGAACUAGCAUGGUCCUCACACCGGGUGGCUCACAGCGGCCCGGCGGCCCCCAUCAACAACACCCCCACCAUCCACACCAGCAGCAGCAGCAAGGCGGGUAUGGGUAUAUGGCCGCGCAAGUCGCCGGGGCGCAAGCUGCGCAAGCUCAAGCCCAAGCCCAGGCGCAAGCGCAAGCUCAGGCCCAGGCGAUGCGGGGGAUGGUUGGAGACGGCGCACACCUCGCUGGCAUGCAAGGUAGUGGAGGUGGAGGCGGUGGUGAUGAUCGGCCUGAGAAGCGACAGAGGUUGUAUGGGCCCGUACCGGGACAGGGAGGUGGGGGUUAUGUUCAAUAA